This is a messenger RNA of Saccharomyces cerevisiae S288C, 171 nucleotides long. RefSeq lists its product as uncharacterized. The coding region runs from base 1 to 171 and encodes 56 amino acids. The transcript has a single exon. NCBI's taxonomy places the organism in Eukaryota, Fungi, Ascomycota, Saccharomycetes, Saccharomycetales, Saccharomycetaceae. The record is from RefSeq and is marked reviewed.
AUGUUUUUACGUUUUUAUAAUCGACUACUUUAUAUCUAUAACGAAUUAUUUAAUUUUCUUCGAUUUACUGUGUUUCUACCAUUUUGCGAAUUCGUGCCCCAUCAUGACUUAUUUUAUUUAAUUGUUACAUAUCAAAGGACACUGGUUUACAAACAUAAAAAUGAUUGUUGA